UGGCCGGAAAGUCCGCUGUGUUUUACAUUUUGGGACUGGAUUACGGGGGGUGCUCGGCAGUGAGGGAGGGAGGAGUUGGGUGUUGCCUCUGUCUCUGAGCCCUAGUACGGAUUCCCAGUCGAGAUUCAGCCCGUUACACGCCGCGACACCUGGCCUGCUACUGCCGCUGUCCUGUGAACUCAGUACCCGAAAAUACCCGACUAACGGACCACCAUGGGAGUCGAAGGCUGCACAAAAUGCAUCAAGUACAUGCUUUUCUUGUUCAACUUCAUCUUCUGGCUUGCCGGAGGUGUCAUUCUGGGCGUGGCCCUGUGGUUGAGACACGACCCCAAGACCAGCAACCUGCUGGUACUGCAGAUUGAUGGAAAUCAGGCCCCCAACACCUUUUACAUCAGUGUACACAUCCUGAUUGCAGUCGGCGCAGUGAUGAUGGUGGUCGGCUUCCUCGGUUGCUAUGGCGCCAUCCAGGAGUCCCAGUGUCUGCUGGGAACGUUCUUCGCCUGCCUCAUCAUCCUGUUCGCCUGCGAGGUUGCUGCUGGAAUCUGGGGCUUCAUGAACAAAGACACUGUUGCCACGGAGAUGAUCAGCUUCUACGACUCUGCGUAUGAGAAGGCCAUGACCUUCUCAGCGUUACCAGGAACAGAGAAGGACAACAAGGAGAAGGACGCCGUCAACGCUGUGCUCCGGGUCUUCCACGAGACGCUGAACUGCUGUGGUCAAGGCAAGACGACGUCUAUCCUCACACAAUUCACAGACUCCGUGGGCCUGACUAAGCUCUGCCCCGCCGCUGGAACCCCAGUUGGUUGCCACCAGAGGAUCGAUGAGCUGUUCACAGAUAAGAUCGGCAUGAUCGGCAUCGCCGCUCUGGUGGUCGCAGUUAUUAUGAUCUUCGAGAUGAUCUUCAGCAUGGUGUUGUGCUGCGGGAUCCGAAACAGCCCGGUGUAUUAAAGCGAGGGGCCGGCAGCCCGCUGGAGGAGGGAGGACCCCCGCGUUUCCGCCUCGCUCUUUCCCUUUUUUCUCUUAUAAGCAGGAAACGUCACGUAUUAUAUUGCUUGCUGGAUUUAGUCCGCUCUUUGAGAAGACAGCGUAACACAUCCUCCAUUGAGCAUUUGAAUUACACUGUCCAUUCUUUUGUUGUCGGUUACACAUGCUGGUUUGCAUAUUGGACCCAUGCUACCCUAACCUGAUAUGUAGAUAUUAUAUCACACCAGUCACCAGUCCUGGUGCAUUAAUACUUUAGUGAUGCAUUAGUUGUUUACUGCUUCCUCGCGUAUGAACAUGCUCUUAUAUUCUUGGUUUUAUGGAUGUUUUUUCACUGUUUUAUGUAUAAACUGUAUAUAAAUAUAUAUAUUAACAGUGCUUAUGACUGCCUCAGCAUGGAAAUUGUAUUACAGCAGAUCCUUCUCCUGUAUUCUUCCUGCACUCUGCUUGUUUGUCUCGCUCUAGACUGAACCAGAUGAUGGUGUGUGUUCAGCACCAGACCACAUUGUGUGGUGUGUGCAGGAACUGACUAAAGAAGGAAUUCUCAGUUCAUCUUGGAAGCUGGAACCAAAGUCAAAGUGACCCGAUGUCUGUCAUGUUGGACCUGUGGAGUGUUUUGUCUUUGGCUGUCUGUCGCUCAUCAUGUGUCCAAACUGCCUGAGUGCUAAGUUGUAUAAAACAUUUAUGGAAGGGUAAUACAAUUGGAUCAAAUGAAAUCAAGUAAUGUACGUUCAAAACACACUUUGGCUUGUUUGGCCGGCUCGGCUUAUAAAUCCUCACCUGCAUCUCAAAUGUAGUGAAAAGGUUUCAUAUGAAUAUCAUGAAAGUCUGCAUAUCGUUUGUAUAAUAUGCUUAGCAGGCAGGAACAUGUCACCAGGCUUUUGCUGCUCUGAGAAAUCAUUAGUUCACCUUUAGGAAUUAGUUUGAUGUAAGUGGAUACAAUUAUUACAAAUUAUACAUUUAAAAGGUUUUAUACAACUGUGCACUUAUUUGUGAAGGCAACGUGCUUAAUGUUAUAAUCAUCUCUCUGACCCUCUAUGACCCAUCACAUUUAAACUAAAAUCAAGUUGGUGGAAAUAUCUGGUUGAGUCUAGUCCGGUCUCAUGUGACCUGCUGUGUCAUUGUACUAUCUCUCCAGAUACUACCCUUAUCAUCACCAUCAAUCAAACUGUGAUAUAUAUGGAGGCCCAUUCCUGCCAGCAAAAAAAAAAAAAAAAAAAGUUAACCAGCCGAGACUCCGGGUAUUUAACCUGAAAAGAUGAAUAGUUCCAGCUUCACUCUGUUACUUUGUUAUUAAUCCCUUACCAAGAAGUAUUCAACUAUCAUGUUGUAACGUCAGUCUAACAAAUUGAUGUCACGGCUGUUGGAUUGGCUGUUUGCUGUUUACAGUGGUAAUAUGUGUACUAUAGGGCAGGUCAGUGACAUUGAAGGCAUAGUUUGGAUGUGUUUAGUGUUGUUGUAUGAGAAGUCAGUAGAGUGGAGGGUGUUUGGCAGACGCCCAGUUUGAAUAGAACAAAGUUACAGUACAGAAGCUAAGCUAUCUACUGCUGUGGAGCUGCAAAACAUUUGUUAUCCACUUAAAAGAAAGGCCUACCUAUUAAAAUCAAAAUAAGUUUGGCUAUAUUUCUCUUGACCUUGCCUGCAGAUGGCCCAUUCCAACAGGAAACACCAGACUCCACUGACAAAAACGGUUAUUUUGGCCUUCAGAACAUGGGAGUUUCUUAAUUCAGUAGUUUAUUUCUGUUAUUGUGUGACGUUGGUACGUUUACAAAGUCACACAAGAACACAAACUAACUGAUACAGUUGUAUAGAUGCAGUUUUUGUCAAUGGAGUCUGGUGGCUGAAUACAGCGUCCAGUUCAAUUGAUAUUGACUUUUUCAGUGGGGCCUCCAUUUUAGAGCACUAAAAAAGGUUUUGCUUCUCAAAACAUGGGGGGUGCCAACCACCAUCCACUGGAAGUAGGAUAAGAACCUCAUACAACCCUACUUCUAACAUAUCCAAACUAUCCCUUUAAUGUUAGUGUUGAACCACAAAUCAGUCAUAACUGCCUGCUGGAGUUCAGCCAAUCAGAAAGCCCCACCUUUAAGUGAACAUGCUGUUUAUUUGGUGCAGCAGGGUAUGUAGCUGGAUACUGUUCUGUCCUGAGGUCUGUUCCCACUAGCUCCUGCUGCCGCUGACACUAACACACACCUGCACACAUCCAUCACACACUCACAUCAUCUUGUGUAACCUUCCAUAUUAUCACAGCUUUCCUCAACCAAGUAAAACCUUGUUAACAUCUCAUACUUAAACCAAGAAACAGUAAAAGUGUCUUGUAAUAUUUACAGCUCUGACGUAUUAAUGAAAUCAUGAAGGCUGUAGAAAGACAAUGUAUGCCUUUUUCUUCUUCUUGUAUUGUGAUAUCAGUGUUUGGUACGUUGUCAAAGGAGUCUGCGCAGAGAGGGGGAGAUUCGGUGCCAGUGGUGAAUAGUGACCUUCAAUAGUUUCUCCCCAGAAAUCAUUGGACAACAUGACAACAGCCACCAGUCCAGUAUUCUGAAUACUUCUGUGUUUGUCAGGACCUGCUGUCCAUGUUGCUGCCUUUUUAAAAACAGGAAGUGACUCUCAGGAUCCUCUGCCACUGAAAUCUCAACCCCUCUCUCUCUUGUAGACUUUGGUUUGCCCAAAUAUAAAGGGAUUAAAUGUAUUUUACAAAUAAACAA
This is a messenger RNA of Trematomus bernacchii (emerald rockcod), 3683 nucleotides long. Its product is annotated as CD81 protein-like. The transcript has 8 exons. The record is from RefSeq and is a predicted model, not a curated record. Lineage: Eukaryota; Metazoa; Chordata; Actinopteri; Perciformes; Nototheniidae. Gene Ontology annotation, cellular component: membrane. Bases 214 to 948 code for a protein of 244 amino acids.